Penicillium concentricum is the source of this 300-nucleotide messenger RNA. RefSeq lists its product as uncharacterized. The transcript has a single exon. The record is from RefSeq and is a predicted model, not a curated record. Lineage: Eukaryota; Fungi; Ascomycota; Eurotiomycetes; Eurotiales; Aspergillaceae. The coding region runs from base 1 to 300 and encodes 99 amino acids.
AUGUACACCAGAAAUCGUGACGAAGACCGUGUAAAGAAGCAGAAAUACCUAGAGCUAGGUCAGUCUCCUAUCAUAGGACUAGUCUUGAUCGUUUCACGAUGGAAUGGGAAAAAAGCCUACCCAGGCCAGAUUGAAGACGUGAUCGUCCACUCCAAUUGCCUUCACGAUGUAGACUCGCGUGUAGAGCCUGAGAGGAACCGGAAUAAAAGAGAGCAAAGUCAUCGACUCAUAACCCACAUCACCGAAAUGCCACGAACGCCUUCGCCAGCCAACAUCUUCCAGAUUCAGGAAGCCGGUUAA